GCAUUGCUGACACAUUGACGCAUAACGCACCGUCGACUUGUUUUGUUAAAACAAAACUGAAAGUAGAUUGUUAGCCUUUGAGAAAAACCUCCCUUCUCUCUUCUGUAAAUACCAGCAGAAAAGUUUGGCCAAACCAGAAGUCUGAACUGAAAGCAUCAAAAUGGAAGGAUCAUCGUCUGAUGCUCAAAAUCCUUUAAACUGUCCAAUCUGUCUGGAUAUACUUAAGGACCCAGUCACCACAUCUUGUGGGCACAGUUUCUGUAUGAACUGUAUUAAGAAGGUCUGGGAUCGGGAAAUUCAGAGCGGAGUUUGCAGCUGUCCCAACUGCAGGCAAACCUUUAAUCAAAGACCAACUCUUAGAAAAAGUACAGUACUGGCUGAAAUCGUCAAGGGAGUGAAAUAUGCCCCAAUAGCUGGGCCUGGAGAUGAGGGGUGUGAUGUUUGCAGGGUACAAAAACGAAAAGCCAUCAAGUCUUGUUUGGUGUGUUUGGCUUCUUACUGUCAAAUUCACGUCCAGCCUCAUUAUGCGUCUGAAACAUUCAAGAAACACAAGCUGGUGGAACCUGGUUUACAGCAGCAGAUCUGCUCUCAACAUCACAAAGCUCUGGAGAUUUAUUGUCAAGAUGACCGCAAGUGCAUCUGUGUGCUUUGUACCGGAGACAAGCAUAGGGGGCAUAGAACAAUAUCAGCUGCUGCCGAAAUGGUAGAAAAACAGAAAGAGCUCAAAAUAAGACGGAGGAAUAUCAAACGUAACAUGACGAACAGAAAGAAGAAAGUGGAGGAGUUCGGGAAAGCUGUGAACCAACAUAAGCGCUCUGCAUUAGAAGCAGUGAAGGAAACCGACAACAUUUUUACAGAGAUGAUCAACAUAAUCCAGGAAAGACAAGCUGUGGUACGAGCAAUGGUCACAACUCACAUGAAGCAACAAGUGACGCAGGCUGAGAAUCACAUACAGAUGCUAAAUACCGAGAUCCAUCAUCUGCAGGAGGAAGAUGAUCAAUUGGAGCCUCUUCUACAGACAGAAGAUUACAAUUAUUUCUUCCAGAAUUACUCUUUCAGUUCUGGACUGUCGUUGCGCACAAGCCCAUCUAAGGAUGUUAAUAACGUCGUGACAUUUGAAAAUGUAACAAAAUCAGUUUCGGAGCUGAAAACGCAACUGGAAAAAGUAUGUGUAAAGCAUAAGGACAGGAUAUCAAAGACAGUUGCUGAUGUCCAGAUUUGUAAAGCCACUUCGCCAUUUAUCUCGGACCCAGAAUCAGAAGAUGAUCUAUAUAAUUGACUGGAUUUCUCAUGACGUCAUUGCCCUGAAGCUACCGCGCCGCAAUGUUGGUGUGCCCAAACGUUAUAUUAAAUUAAUAGGGAGUUAUCACAUAUUAAUGAUAAAACAGUAAUUUACCAGUCCCUGUGUUUAUAUCUAAAGUCUCACAGUACAUUCUUACAACGCAAAUGUCUUAAGCAUGUAAAUGGUUAAUUAUUUAAAGUCGGGAAUUUUUCUGUCUUAUUAGAUAUAGAGUGAGUUACAUUAAUUUUCAUUACAGUAUAGCGUAUAUCAGUGUAACUGGCUCCACUCGCACCGCUCUGCGCGGGCCUCGAACCGGCGACGGUCCGGAUGGGAGACGGGCGCUCUAACGAGGAGGCUAAAGACCGCAGUCUCUAGCGUCUGUCGCUAGAGCGUCUCUGUUGGUCGGGGAGUGAGGUUUACACACUGCACAGCUCUUCACUAGCUGGCCUCCGUUACAUCAGAUCAUCAGACUAACGAGACAGCUCAACAUAUGACAAAUGUGCUUAUUCUAAAAUAUAAAUACAGAUAAAUACAGGCUGUAUAGUAAUGAAGCUUUAUUUCUAAACAUUUACACACGUGCCAUUACAACAGUGUGCAAUUCACACUCACCUUCUAUAGAGAAUGUGAAGCUGACGUCACAUGUAGCAUGUUGCAGUGGCGCCGCCAUUUUGGGAGGAUCAUCUCCGCUGCUAUUGUUCUUUUGAUAUGUAGCGCUACUUGUUUUCUUUGAUAUAUGGAGAAAUUGAAGAAGAAGUUUAUUUUUAUAUAGCGCCUUUCCACAAGCUCAAGGUCGCUUUACAAUGAGCACUUUCAAGCCAAAAUACAUUUUCAAACAAAUAUACAGGACAAGAUGUAAGAUUAUUGAUAAUACAUUUCAAACAAGUAUGUUUUCAAUUGUGUUUUGAAGAUGGAUAGAGAGCUACCCAUCUGAAAAAGUAGUUUGCUACACUACAAGUUACUCUAAAAAAGUAGCUAGCUUCUUUGAAAGUACUUUUUAUUUUUUACAAUCUCACAUUGACAAAAUACAGGAGUAUAAUAUUUAUUAUAGCAAACUGUAUAGCAAAUUUCCUAGAUACAGUACCGUUUUUUUUUACUUUAUAAAUUCUGUAGUUUACUUUAAUAUUUACUAAAGUGUAUGAAUUUACUAUAGCUAGAUAAUACAGAAAACUGUAGAAUGUUGUGAUAGUUACCAUAAUAUUCUACAGCUGUAAUAUACUACAAUUUACUAUAGUAAAUACUAAAGUAUACUAUAUUUUUAUGUGAUGAGUCACCAUGAAACGGAAUUUGCGAUUGACUUCUUUUCCGAAAUGAGAAAAAAUGUAGGGCGGGGCUUUAUUUUGCCCUUCCCUUUUUAAUUGGUUUGUUGUAAGUUGGGUCUGGAGGAGAGGGCUAAAAAUGCCUGGCGAUUGCACAGUCAGUAUAGUCCUACCUCUUUUUUGUUGCUGACGUCAUGUGAUGAAGAGUUGUUGUUGAGAGGGGGGAGGAGCUUAAUGUUUUUGAUUAAAGAUUACAAAUGCAAAUUAAUAAAAAAAAAUAAUGGUGUGCACGGAUAAAUCAAUUAUAAUAAUCACUGCAACACUGUGUAAAACAAUUAAAAUGUUCUUGUUUGAUUGCAUGGUGACUUUAAGAUUAGAACCAGAAAGAAAGAAAUCAGGAAAUGACCAUUUCCA
Triplophysa rosa is the source of this 2952-nucleotide messenger RNA. RefSeq names its product E3 ubiquitin/ISG15 ligase TRIM25-like. NCBI's taxonomy places the organism in Eukaryota, Metazoa, Chordata, Actinopteri, Cypriniformes, Nemacheilidae. Gene Ontology annotation, molecular function: zinc ion binding. The record is from RefSeq and is a predicted model, not a curated record. The transcript has 7 exons. The coding region runs from base 161 to 1279 and encodes 372 amino acids.